CCAGGAUGGAGGCUCAUGUCCUACCCAUUGAGGGAGGAGAAGCAGCUUGAGGCAUCAUUAGAUGCACUGCUGAGUCAAGUGGCUGAUCUGAAGAACUCACUGGGGAGUUUCAUUUACAAGUUGGAGAACGAGUAUGACCGGCUGACCUGGCCUUCUGUCCUGGACAGCUUUGCUUUGCUCUCCGGACAGCUGAACACUUUGAACAAGGUCUUGAAGCAUGAAAAGACACCACUGUUCCGUAACCAGGUCAUCAUCCCUCUGGUGCUGUCCCCAGACCGCGAUGAAGAUCUUAUGCGGCAGACUGAAGGACGAGUGCCUGUUUUCAGCCAUGAGGUGGUCCCUGACCAUCUGAGAACCAAGCCCGACCCUGAGGUCGAAGAACAAGAAAAGCAGCUAACCACAGAUGCGGCCCGCAUUGGUGCUGAUGCAGCUCAGAAGCAGAUCCAGAGCUUAAAUAAAAUGUGCUCAAACCUUCUGGAGAAAAUCAGCAAAGAGGAACGGGAAUCGGAGAGUGGAGGUCUCCGGCCAAACAAGCAGACCUUUAACCCUGCAGACACCAGUGCUUUAGUAGCUGCCGUGGCCUUUGGGAAGGGGCUGUCUAACUGGAGACCUUCAGGCAGCAGUGGUCCUGGCCAGCCAGGCCAGCCCGGAGCUGGGACCAUCCUUGCCGGAGCCUCAGGACUGCAGCAGGUGCAGAUGGCAGGAGCUCCAAGCCAGCAGCAGCCGCUGCUCAGUGGCGUACAGAUGGCUCAAGCAGGUCAAACAGGGAAAAUGCCAAGUGGAAUAAAAACCAACAUCAAGUCAGCUUCAAUGCAUCCCUACCAGCGGUGAGUGUGGCCGGCAACCUCCACUCCCCGGAGCCCCUUGCAGAGCUGGGCGGUGAAAUUGCCUUCUUCCCUAAGCUGAACUAGAUGGGUACAAUAAAGAGAACAUGGGCUUUUGGCACCAGACAGAUCCCAGCUCCACCACUGACUGACUGAGUGACCUUGGGCAAGUGACUUAAUUUUUCUCAGCCUGUUUUCUUGUUUGUAAAUGGCAAUGAUACCUACCUCAUAGGGAUGUUGUAAGGAUUAAAAAGAGAAAUGAAUGUAAAAUACUUAGUACAGUCUGUGAAAUGACGGGUAUUCAAUAAAUGAUAGUUUCUACA
Molecule: messenger RNA, 1147 nt
Organism: Lutra lutra (Eurasian river otter)
Lineage: Eukaryota; Metazoa; Chordata; Mammalia; Carnivora; Mustelidae
Gene: MED8
Product: mediator complex subunit 8
Exons: 7
Coding region: 16-831 (271 amino acids)
Biological process (GO): regulation of transcription by RNA polymerase II
Cellular component (GO): mediator complex; core mediator complex
Molecular function (GO): RNA polymerase II cis-regulatory region sequence-specific DNA binding; transcription coregulator activity
Source: RefSeq, a predicted model, not a curated record